Molecule: messenger RNA, 1364 nt
Organism: Spirodela intermedia
Lineage: Eukaryota; Viridiplantae; Streptophyta; Magnoliopsida; Alismatales; Araceae
Source: the annotation of a GenBank genome assembly
AUGGAGUUGUUCACCUCGGACGAGGCAGUGAUGACGUUCGUGCCGGUAGCGGUGUAUUGGCUGCACUCGGGGCUGUACGAGGUUUACGCGGCUGCGCUGGAGAAGUACCGACUGCACCCGAUGAAGGAGGACGCAAGGAACCGCGUCUCCAAACUGGAUGUCGUCAGGGGCGUUCUCCUUCAGCAGGCUCUUCAGACUGCCAUCUCCUUGUUCUUGUUCAAGGUCUAUCCCUUUCUCUUCGCUCUCUCGUUUCUCUUGUACCGCUGCUUCUGUUUCCUCUGUUAGUAUUUAAUGCAAAAAAUAUUUCUCGUUUUUCUUUGUCUGUAUUAGGUCCUUUUUUUUGUCUUUGAGUGGGCUAAAGUCGUCGUGUGUUCUGGUGGGCCAUAAGUGGCCAGUCCUGUGUGGCUAUAAAUACUCUUCUCUCUCUCUCAUUUUAUAUAGAAUUUUCAUUUCGUCCUUUUUUAGGGUUCGUGAGAGCACGAACCGUCUCCUCUCUUACUCUCUCUCCCAUCUAUUUUCUCUCCCAAGCGAUUGCUUCUCUUGCAGGUUUAUUCCGCUAUUUUUCCUACAAGCUCCUUCUCCCUCUUCCUCUCUCUCUCUCUCUCUCUCUCUCUCUCUCUCUCUCUGUCUCGUUCUGCAUGUACUUAUUCCCCUCUCUCUUAUUUAUUCACUCGUUCUCGUACGUAUGAUCGUGUUUCUCUCUCUUUCACUUCCCAUUUCCUAUCUCUCUCUCCGUCUCUUAUUUCUUUAUUCUUCUCAUAUGAAUAGCUGACUGGGGAGGGCAUCAAGCCGGCUGAGGAACCGGGAACUUGUUCCCUUGUGUCCACCACGAGGCAGUUCUUCGUCACCGCCGUCGUCAUGGAUCCGUGGCAGUAUCUGAUGCACCACCAGAUGCACCGGAGCCUAUUCCUCUACAAGCACGUCCACUCCCGCCACCACCGCCUGGUAGUCACCUACGCCUUCGGUGCCCAGUACAACCACCGCGUCGACGGCCUUCUCAUCGAGACCGCCUCCGGCACCGCCGCCUUCCUCGUCUCCGGCAUGUGGCGCGGGCGUCGGCGGCUUUCUUCGCCUUCAGCACCGUCAAGGGAGUUGACGACCACUGGGGCUACCUCCUCCCCUGGAACUCCUACAUCCUCUUCCGCAACAACGCCGCCUACCAUGAUGUCAACCACCAGCUCGCCGGCGGCAAUUGCAACCUCUCACAGCCAUUCUUCACCGUGUGGGACCGCCUCUUCGGGACCUACGUCCCCUACUCCGUCGAGGAGAGGCCCGCCGGUGGGUUCUUGGCCAAGUCUGCACCCAGGGGCUUCCCGUUCUGUCCGUCUUUCACGUCGAGGUUGACCCUGUUAAAUCGUUACUAA